Molecule: messenger RNA, 6605 nt
Organism: Alligator mississippiensis (American alligator)
Lineage: Eukaryota; Metazoa; Chordata; Crocodylia; Alligatoridae
Exons: 2
Coding region: 3753-5261 (502 amino acids)
Biological process (GO): lipid transport; lipoprotein metabolic process
Cellular component (GO): membrane; extracellular region
Molecular function (GO): metalloendopeptidase activity; lipid binding
Source: RefSeq, a predicted model, not a curated record
UCGUCUGCGCGCUCACGGGCCUCUGCAGAGCAAGGCUGCGGUUCCUGCUGCCCCCCUGCUGCCACGCACCCUCUCCCUGCCCCUGCUCUUGGCCCUGGCCCUGCCUGGCCCUGCCCCUGCCCCUGCCCCUUGCGUUCACACCGGCAGACACAAGUGUGACCGUUCGCCCAGGGCAGCCCCUUUGCAAGACAGCAACACUGCGCAGAGCAGGAGUCCCCGUGCGGCCCCAGACCAACGCCGUCCAGCCGCUGCUGGAAACCCUUCGGGGACAGACUCCACGGCUUCCCUGGGCUGAUGGUGCCACGGUCCAGCUGCUUGUAUGCCAGGGAGUUUGUCCUGCCCCUCGAUCUCAACCUGUUUGACUGCCAAUUAGCCCACGGCCUUGUGUCCUUCCUUGUGGGGCAAGAGGAAAUAACCUUUCUGCAUCUUCCUUAGGGCAGCCCUUCAUGCCGCUGCCCCAGGGCCGAGCUGGGGGCUUGAAAAGGGGGGUGCGGCUCCAUCACACAGGACACAGGAUAUGUCUCUCCAGCUGCAGGGAAACUCGAUGUGCUACUAAGAGGUGAGGGGUAGCGCUAGCUUGUUCAGUUCAAAAGUAGAGCAAAAACAAGUGACAUUAUUGGAGUGUGGGGUAAUCAGCUAGGUGUAUAUUACAUUUAAAAAACAACAUAACUACAGGUAGGUAAAAAGUAGUUAGAAGAUGCUGUGUGGUUUGUCUUGUCAUUAUAAUUCCUCACCUUUUAAUUAGGAUUCAGAAUGUGGCAGAAAUGCCACCGUGGGUGCCCCUCUCCAGAGACCUGUCUCAGCCAGCCUGGGAGGCUGGUGUUGAAUCCCUCAGGGCGGGGAUCUCCCACCUGGUCUACAUGACAAAAGCCUGGCGCCUGGGAGGCGAUGCUCUGGUCACCUGGGCAGGGGGGAAAGACCCGGCCCUGCGCGGGCCCAGGUAGCCAGGGAUGCUGGGGAGAUUGGUCAGCUUGUGGCCAGUAUUGGCAGCUUCGAUUGGACCGGGCUGCUGAGGUCAGAGAGGUGAUUUAAGGGCUCGGUCCAAGAAGAAGGGGAGGCAGCCAUUAGCCAUGCGGUCAUCCAGGUGAAUCUGAGCCUGGCUCUCUCCUCAUCACCGCAUGCUCCAAGAGUGCCCUGCCUCCAGAGGAAACUCCAACCACCUCUGGACAAUGUGAGUGAGUAAGCUACUAAAGAUCCGAUUAGAUAUUUAGUUUCAGUAACUCAGAUGCGUUUAAACGGCUACCUCAGCCACCCUGGUUUGCUCUAUGGGAUUCCUCUGAUAUUCCUGUAAGAUUUCUAUGAUAUUGCUCUACCUUUUACCCUGUUUCCACCCUACCCCUGUAAUCAAUAAAGUUCUCCUUGUGACCGGUGUGGGAGACUUAUUGAGGGGUGGGUCUAAAUUAUGCCAAGGAGGCCCCUUAGGUCUGUGGACUAAGGGAGACUUUCCUAAUAAGCCCCUGACUUGGGGAAGUGCCCCAAGUGCUGGUAUUGGGUCUAGGACCCAUUGGACGAUCAGGCCUGCGUUUUCCAAGGCGCGCAGAGCCAGAAGUGAGUCCAGAGCCUGGGAUGGUGGCAGCGGGAACCCCAGGCUAGUGGGUGUGCUCCAGGGAAGGGGUCGGCCGGACGGGAGGCACUCCGGGGAGGCACUCGGAGCCUGGAAGGUGGUCGGGCGCGGGGAGGUGGGCGGCUCAACGCAGGAGCGCCCCCGACUGGCCCGCCACACAGAAAACAACAUCUCACCUUCUUGAGCACCUUGGCAGUGCCACCACUACUUACUGCCAGUCAUUUCUACACCCGAGUCCAUACUGCCAUACCCGAGAUGAGUAUUUUAGCUACAGCCAGGCAAGGGUCUUUGGGCAGACGUGAUAUCUUUGAUCAGACCAACUGAGCAGUUGGAAAAAAGUUGCUGGCAAGCUUUCGGGCACAGUCGUCCUUUGUCAGGCAUCGGGAGUCUGCUGCUCUGAGACGCCAAGGAAUGAGAGAAGCUAAAGGUGCGGCAGGAUGUCAGGGAGAAGGUAAAUGGGUGGAAAUGAGAAAGAGAAAAGGUAAAGCGGGGAGGGGAGGGGAGGAGGGGAAAGGGAGGCAUCACAGCGAUAGAGUACAGGGUGGAAAAGAGGCUGUCAGUGAAAAAGAAAAUAGUUGGGGGUCAGGAAAACAGGAAUGAGAGAAGCUACAAUUGUGUGAGGAUGUAGUGAAAACAUACAAAGGAGAAAGAGAAGGUAAAGCGGGGAGGGAGGGGGAAGAAGGCAGGGCAUUAAAAAAGGCCAGAGGGAAACAAUACAGCGGCAGUAACACAAGGUACGGAAGAGGCUAACAAGGAAGAAGGAAAUGUUAGCAAAUCAGGGAGACAAAAGGCAAAAAAGUAGGGAGGGCAGGGGAGAAAAGGUGGGGAAAAGAGGAAUGUAAGAGGUCAGGUCGGGCAGGCACCUGGCAAAUCAGAUCAGUGGCGACGCGUAGGGGGUGCAUGGGGUGCAGUGCACCCCCUGAGAGCGCUGGUGCACCCCUGACAGCCAGCGCUCCCUGGUUAGGUGAUGGGCAGGAGGGGCGGGGGGGGAGGCAGGGAGUGGUGGACAGCAGGAGAAGCACCCCUGGUUGCUGACUGGCCACUGGGGGGGCCCAUGCCCCCCCGACCCAGGAGACAAUAGUCGCCCAUGAAUCUGAUGACAGGCAGACUGUAAUGUGUCCUAAACCUAACGUCUAUGUUGAGUCCGUGGUUUCUUGCAUCGAGUAGAUUCAUGAAGUGAAGGUCACGGGCUCGUCUGCGGAAGGGGUUUGCAAGUUCCCGUUGAGGACUGGAGCCGAGCGCUACAGCUGCAACCCGCCCAGCGCUGCGUAGCACAGACCUCACGAGGAACGGCUGGCGGACGGGGUAGUAUGAAUAGGGAACAUCGAGCCCAUUAGGAAGGUUGGAGGGUCGUUCACGCCUGUGGAGCGGAGAGAUUAGCCUGCACCGGGGAGAUGCACUGAGCCAUGAAGUCGGUUCGCUCUCUCAGCGCUGCCUGACAAAUGCAGCUGCCCCUAAACCAGCUGGUUUUACAGUUCGGGAGGAGCAGGCAUCAAAGGGGGUGCAAGUGCACCAGUGCCCCCCCCUUACAUCCACCCCAACUGUCUCGUCCCCCCCCACUUCCUUUUCUCCGCACUAAACGUGCCUAAACCUCCAAGCUCGCCUUGUCCAGCUGCACUCCAGCCUCUCGCCGCCUUUGUCUCUUGUCCCUCCACACCUGUGACUCUCCGCCUGCCUCCGUCUCCCCCAGCGACCCGCUUCCCCUGGCCUUGCUCGGCCGUGACCGUGGCAGCUGCUGCGGUGCCCUGCUCCCGGGGCCAGCACAGGUCUCCUCCGCCACCAAGCCCCAGCUCGGUCCCUGCCGUGCCGUCAGAGGCAGCUGGCGAGGAAGGGGAGACCACGCUAGACUCUGAGGCCACCCCGGGCCGUCUUCCAGCAACCCCUUCCCCCUGGGAGCUGGCAAGAGGAGCCACAGCCCCAGGACCCCGUCUUCCUGCCCUCCUUCCCAAGGCUGCCUCCCCAGCGUGCUCCCACAGCCCUCCCCGCUGAGGGGGAAGCCCACCAGGAGCUCGUCCGGCGCCGGCGUGCUGCUCUCCGCAGACACGUGCCGUGCUGUAGCCUGGCCGGAGGCUGCAGGCUGCUGUGGUGAGGCGGCCACUAACAAAGGUCGAACCUGUGUGUUUUUGCAGGGAUCUCACUGGGAACGCGGCCUGGGACGCCAGCGGGUGCGUGUGGUUUCGGUGCGGAGAUGAGUCUCCGGGAAGCCAUCGUGUGCUGCAAGGUAGGAAAUGAAAGACGAUGCUGUGUCUGUAACAUAUCCCACGAUGGCAGAGGUGUCCCCCUGGCCACAGGGAAGGACAGCAUUGCAGAAGCAGCGAGGCAGAGCGCGCUGGAUGUCCUGAGAGACGCCGUGAAGAAGAAGGACCGUGUGCUCAUGGAGACGCCCCAGCACCUGAUUUCCUGCGACUCCGAACAGCCCCAGUUCUGGAUGGAGCGGUACGCCGUCCUGACGGAGCAGCGGGUGAGAGACCUCAUCUCCGUGCUGGAGGAAGCCCAGUUCAUGGAGGAUCCUUCCAGGGAGAAGGUCUUGGCAUGGGUUAGACCAAAAUCUGGAGACAAAACCAUUUAUCUGUGUCCGCUGUUCUGGGAGGCUCCGAGUCACCUUGAAAAAGAUUCCCAGCCAGGGACUUUAAUCCACGAGGCCUCGCACUUCCUCGGCACGUGCGACAUCACCUACGAGCCAAUUGGCAUCUAUGUUUGCUGCGAGGGGCUGAUGGUGAAAAACAGCUCGACAGACCCAGAUAGUCCAAAAUUUGUUCCUCUGGUGCCUGCGGUGCUAAGUGCCAACAACGCGGAGUACGAGUUUGAACGGACCCUGCGGCACCGCGGAGACUACGCGCAGGGGAGAUACUCCUGCUGCGGGGAGCCGGCGAGGAGCUCCGUCUGCGAGAGCGCCGUGCCCGACGAGCUCCUCACGUGUUCAAACACCUGGCGUGAAUUAGAAGAGAUGAGCAUUGGUGAAAUACUGAGGAAGGAGCUGCUCUCGGCCCGGGACAGGCUGCAGCAGCACGUAGCGGCGCUCCAGGCAAUCGCCGACGCUGUGGACAAGGUUCACAGAGGAGCCACGAUAGCAAGCAUUACCGGAGGGACGGUGGGCAUCGCCGGCGGGAUCACCACCGUCGUGGGGCUCUGCCUCGCCCCCGUGACCUUCGGGGCAUCACUGAUCGUGUCCCUCACCGGGCUCGGCGUCUCCCUGGCAGGCGGGCUGACCAGCGCGGCAGCGACCACCACCGACGUGGUGCAGAGUCGGGUCAAGAAGGAGGAGAUCAACGGGCUCCUGGGCCAGUGCCAGGCUGAGGUGCAGCUAAUCCGGGAGUGCAUGAAAACCCUCUGUGAGAAACUACAGCAGGACUCAGGAAGCUACUUCAAUCCUGACCUGCUGCCCGAGAUCCCGCAGGUCGUGUCCGUAGCAGGACGGACCGUCCUCCACACCGUGAAAGCGGUCAGUGUUGGCAAACUGCUGGCUAGUGCCGGCCUCAUCGCAAGAAUUACUGCGCACGCCCUGACAGCCCUCACGCUGGGGCUGGACGUCUUCUUCGUAGCCAAGGACUCUGUCGAGCUUCACAAUGGCGCCAAGACGGAGCUGGCGAGCAAGAUCCGAGAGGCGGUCGCCGAACUGGAGCGAGUGAUCGACCAAGUCAACCAUGUGUAUGAGGUGCUGACCGGGGAGAAACCAGAGCUGGACCCCGAGGAAUAGUAACGGGCUCGGUCCAGCAGGGCCUGAGCAUCCAUCUCCAGUGGCCUCAGGUAGCGCCAAAGGGACUCAGGACCACGCACGACCCUGCACGUAUGACUAGCAAGGACAUGCAGACGGUGCGUCCCCCCCGGGCGCCCUCCCUGCAGGCACCAGACACGGCAGUCACUGGAAGGCCACAACGACAGGUGCAGACUGUGGACCUGCCCAAGGCCUAAUUUAUGGAUCAAAUCUGCACAAGCCUGUGCCCAUCGAAGUGCUCAGCAUCUAAUCACUGAGCAGCAGCUUGGCAAAGGGCAGAAAAUCUGUUGGUCGAGACCACCUGCUCGGAGCCAGGCCCGGGACAGGUAACCACUGUCUGGAAACUGCUAAGAGGAGUUCCCGGGAAGGACUGUGGCAACGUGGUGCUUUGUCUUUGAGCGUUGGAGCUGAGUGCUGACCUGACGGUGACAGGGCUGUUAGCAGAGCGGGGUGCUCUUGUCAGCUGGCCGUGGUCAGGUGGGAAUGCAGAACCGCUGCUUGCCACCCUUGCCCCUUUUCAAAGCGCCCCUGCCAAGCUAGAGAAGAGCAGCUCAAGCACAAGGCCCCUAAAAGAUGUUUCUGCAUGCAUCGGUGAUGUGUAAGGGGUGCACGUGGGUGCACUUGCACCCCGAGCUUGGCGGUGCAACCCCUGCAAAAAGCACCACUGACGCUGCUGCUGGGUGGUCGCUGCUCACUCCCCCGCCCCCCCCACGCACCUCACUGCCAAUACCGCCAGCGGCGUCUGCGGGCGGUCCCCGAGCGCCACUAGCCAACACUACUGGCAGCGUCUGUGGGUGGUUGCUGACCACUGGUCAGUGCUCGCCCGCCACCCACCCCGCUGCCAACGCUGCUGCGGCCACCUGCGGGAGCUGCCUGCUCGCCACCGACACUCCCACCACCGCCGCUCACCGUGCCCCCAGCCUCCAGGGCCACGCAGCGUUCGUGUCUGCGUGUGACCUGCGCUGCCACGCUAGACCGGGCAAUGCGCUGGAUUUCAGAUCCGCAAGGUGCCAGUGGUGAUGGGAACUCCCUCGGGGCGGGCAGGUCUGCUGACGGAGGUGUCCCAUGGAGGCGUAGCCCAGCUGUACUCCCUCCUCCGAUUGAAGGGGAUUGUUAGCCGACAGGUGUGCUGUAGGCGAAACUGCAGAUCACUCACAGGUGCCCUCUGUCCCGAGAGAAGCAGGCCAGGACAGGUAUAAAAUUUAACUAUGUACAAAUUUAUUAAUAUAUGUACAAGAUACAGGAAGAAAAAAAUAAAAUUAAUAUCUGUCUCUGUAUAUAUACACAGACACACUAUACAUACACACAUAGUACGUGUACACACAC